AUGAGGAGUCGCAGUUCCAGCUACUUGCCACUGGCUGCAGCCGUGGUCUUGCUUCUGGUACUGACGGCGGCCAUGGAGGCUGAAGGCAUCCGGCUAGACGCCGAGACCCGGGCUUCAGUCGGCGGUAGCAGCAGCAACCCAGUGCACAAUAAACCAAGCGAUGAUUUGGUCAAGGGUUCUACCACUGGCUCGGUAAGCGAGAGCGAGGCGACGAGAAGCGCCGGUGCGGUGAAAGAAGUUAGGGCAGUGGCGCACGUGCCGGAGUUCCAUGAAGACUACUACGUUCGAACUGUUCACAGUUCCAGGCACCACUGA
Molecule: messenger RNA, 315 nt
Organism: Triticum turgidum subsp. durum (durum wheat)
Lineage: Eukaryota; Viridiplantae; Streptophyta; Magnoliopsida; Poales; Poaceae
Source: the annotation of a GenBank genome assembly